Molecule: messenger RNA, 1725 nt
Organism: Tribolium castaneum (red flour beetle)
Lineage: Eukaryota; Metazoa; Arthropoda; Insecta; Coleoptera; Tenebrionidae
Product: neuroglobin
Exons: 4
Coding region: 397-966 (189 amino acids)
Biological process (GO): oxygen transport; response to hypoxia
Molecular function (GO): oxygen binding; heme binding; oxygen carrier activity
Source: RefSeq, a predicted model, not a curated record
GACGCUGAUUUUCAGUUGGAUCCGAGCCUAGGUCGAGAUAGGCAAACCACUGAAAGUCGUCAUCAGUCGCGGGUUGCCUACUUGCCAACAGUGCUGUGGAUUUUCAGUGAUUUCAAUGAUUUGGAUUAAGAUCUGACGGUCAGUUUAAUGUUGUGGAAGCCACUUCGAACCGAGAAAAUGGAAGCCAAUUACGGGGAGCUUUCAUUCGCUUUGUUCGAAACUCUCGUUGCCUUAUUAAACGAACAAUAAGCAAUCGAUUGAAGGGUACCUACACCGUGUAAAUACGUGCUAAUAACACCAGUGUUGCGAUGAAAAGUCGUUGUGGAAGAAUCGAUAAACGUGGUGCCGAGUUAUAACACCUGAUCUAGUGCAGUGUUUAGUGUGAUUAGUGGGACAAUGGGGUGCGAGUUAGGGAAAUUGGCCUCGAGUGGCGGGUCGGGGAAUCACCGGAAACCGGACGAAAGUGCUCCGCCUGCCACUGUCGACCCGAGACUACCGCUUACUGCCAAACAGAAGUACAACAUGCUGGCCUCCUGGAAGGGCAUCAGCAGGGCCAUGGAGUCCACGGGAGUUUGCAUGUUCUUAAAAUUAUUCGAAGAACACGCCGAGCUGCUGACUUUAUUCGAGAAAUUCAAAGAGCUGAAGACGAAGGAGGAUCAAGCCAAUAGUUUAGAAUUAGCUGAGCAUGCCAGCACGGUUAUGAACACGCUGGACGAAGGUAUCAAGGAACUCGAUAAUUUGGACACCUUUUUUGAAUAUUUACACCAAGUUGGAGCCUCGCAUAGACGGAUACCUGGGUUCAAAGUGGAGUAUUUCUGGAAAAUCGAAAAGCCGUUCCUGACGGCGGUGGAGACGACGUUAGGAGACCGCUACACGGAAAACGUGGAAAACAUCUACAAAAUUACGAUAAAAUUCAUCAUUGAAACGCUGGUCAAAGGCUACGACAAUGCCAACGCGCCAACGUGAAAACCACCAGACUGAUACGAAUUAUAGCCCGUCACUGCUAUAUAACCCGAAAAAACUACUAAAAAUAAUAAAACAAAAAAAUAUCUCUUGUGAUGAGUGGGUGGAUGAGACGCCGAAUGCAUUACAGACUGUUGUGUUGUAGAUAUAUUGUAUGCUUAUGUGCUUAUACGCCUUCCAUUUGGUAUAACUUGGUUUCGAGGGUUAGCUGAUGUCGUUAGUUUAUAAUUUUUGUUGAAAUUAAAGUAAUGUCUGUCACUGAGUUUCAUUCAUCAAUUAUUCCGGCAAAAAUUGAUUGCAGCGUUACUUUGAUUAGAGUUCUUGUAUUUGUCGAAAUAGGUCAAUUGUGAGUCAAUUUUCCAAAAAGUACCAAGAUUUUAUAUAAAAUGACCCCGGACCCAGAUCUAGUUCUACGAAAUCCAUCAUUAAGUUUGUGUGUCAAUAGCGAGCCAAUGGUUAUGUGGAGAGCCUUAACAUUAUAACAUAUUGUAAAUAUUAUACAAUUACUGAAUCACACAAUACGUUUUUAUAUGAUAAAUCAUUAUUAAUAAAUUAUGAAAAUGUGAACAAAUUGUUAAUUAUUACGUAUUAUACUUAAGUAUGAUGAUAUUAAAGAUGUGUAUUUUGUGCUACACAUUAUAUGUAUGUACUCAUAGUAUACUGUAAAUGUAUUAUUAUCAUGUUCACCAACAAUGAUCAGAUUCAUGUUAAUCGUAUAAGAAGACAUUGUUAUUUAUGUAUUAUUAUAUAUAGUUAUAUGUA